Molecule: messenger RNA, 437 nt
Organism: Haliotis rubra (blacklip abalone)
Lineage: Eukaryota; Metazoa; Mollusca; Gastropoda; Lepetellida; Haliotidae
Exons: 3
Coding region: 11-403 (130 amino acids)
Source: RefSeq, a predicted model, not a curated record
AAUAAGUUGAAUGUCAUCAUGGUGUAUAGUAAUAUUUUUUUGUUUCAGAAAUCAACAACUGCUCGAACAUACUGGCGCUGCAGUGUCAGAAACAAGACGACCACAUGUCCUGCAUCAGUUAUCCAGUUUGGGAAAACACCGCCACUGUCAUCCACCCCAACAUGGCCAUUUGACAGCAAUCAGAGUGAGAGUGGAGGCGAAGGAAAAAGCUGUGGGUGAUAUCUACAAGUCGAGCGCCAGCAUUGUAGAGGAAGCUCAACAGAAACAUAUCAACCCUGACAAGCCUGGUGGUCGACAGAACCAAGCUACCCUAGUACGGAUGGCCAACCGUACGAGGGAGCUUCUUCGUUCGAAGGAACCUAGGUCCUUGGACUUUGAAUUGGAUGAAAACUUCCUGCCCUGAAGACUUCUUUCGUUGUGACGUGGGAAACAAAGGC